GCCUACUAAUAAGUAACAAGAGAGAGCUUUGAUAAAUAGAUACAUAAUAGUCCACAAACCACCAGACUUUCAAAGCCUUUGAUACACAAUAGAGGCUUCUUUAAACAAAAGCCCAAAACAAGGCCCAUAAAGCCCAUUAUGGAUUACUUUUUCUUUUCCACUGUCUCACUGUGCACAUCCAUUACUCCAUCUGUUGCUUCUCUUCCUCCUAGAUUUGCAGCCAAUCAUAGAAGAAGACACUACGAACUACAAAAGAGAUCUCUCUCGAUGGGUAAAGCAAGAGGAGUGAACAACGGUGUUAACCAAAGCUCUCUCGAUUACCUCUUUGGUUCCGGCGAGUCUCCUUCCGCCGUUGCGGCAACAAUGGGGACCACAACGACGACAACAACCACAACUACCACAGACGGAACCGGAGGGAGACCGGUGACGACCACGACGACCACGGUCACUGAGAAUAAGAAGAUACCUGCAGGUGUUAGAGGAAGUCCUAAUAACUACUUCAGAUCAGAAGGCCAAAACUGUGGCAACUUCCUCACGGAGAGGCCGUCUACUAAGGUUCAUGCUGCUCCUGGUGGAGGAUCUUCUCUUGGCUAUCUCUUUGGUGGACCAAGUGCUUCUGCUGAUUCUGCAAAGAAAUGAAGUUUGCUUUGUUUGGCUUUUUCCGAUUUGUAAAUCAUCAAAAAAUGUGUGGCUAUAUCAUCCCUCCAUCAAUUAAAAACAUUGUGUGAUUCAUUGCGAUGGAGGGUAAUGUAUGAGUUUGAUCUGUUCUUGUGUGCUUGUAGACCAUCUUAAAACGUUGUGUUUAUUUUUCUAAGA
Molecule: messenger RNA, 816 nt
Organism: Brassica napus (rape)
Lineage: Eukaryota; Viridiplantae; Streptophyta; Magnoliopsida; Brassicales; Brassicaceae
Product: protein SPIRAL1-like 3
Exons: 3
Coding region: 139-639 (166 amino acids)
Biological process (GO): cortical microtubule organization
Cellular component (GO): cortical microtubule, transverse to long axis
Source: RefSeq, a predicted model, not a curated record